AAAUCCUUCCUUCCCCGGGGUAGAAGUCCAGGGUGAGAAAUUGGUUCCGAACUCAAAGGAACCCAGCGCCGGGCCACAGCCGGGUCACGUGGCCGGCGGCCCCCAUGACGUGCCGGCUGCGGGGCGUCACAGCGACGUUCGGGCGACCUGCCGAGUGGCCAGGCUACCUCCGUCACCUGCGUGGUCGCAGUGCUGCCAUGGACCUGGGACCCAUGCGCAAGAGUUACCGCGGGGACCGAGAGGUGCCACCGCCAGGGCCAGGCCUCCUGCAGGGGCGGGGGAAAAGGGGUCCCCGGAGUCAUCUACAGCGGGGCGGGGAGUAGGAGGAGCCCCUCCGGGCUUCUGGGGCCACCCGGUGGGGCAAGGAGGUUUGGGGAUCACCCCCAGUGGGAAAAGGGGGCUUCAAAGACAUCCCACCGGGGGAGGAGUUCCGGGAAAACGCAAAUGAAAUGGGUUCAAAAGGCAGCCUUUCGUAAUGGGCAUUUGAGGAGACUCAUCUGACCUCCCUUGACCCACUGAAACAGUUUGCUGCCUGGUUUGAGGAGGCUGUUCAGUGUCCUGACAUAGGGGAAGCAAAUGCCAUGUGUCUGGCUACCUGUACCAGAGAUGGAAAACCCUCUGCUCGCAUGUUGCUACUGAAGGGCUUUGGGAAAGAUGGCUUCCGCUUCUUCACUAACUUCGAGAGUCGAAAAGGAAAAGAGCUGGACUCGAAUCCCUUUGCUUCCCUUGUCUUCUACUGGGAACCACUUAACCGUCAGGUGCGUGUGGAAGGCCCUGUGAAGAAGCUGCCGGAGGAGGAGGCUGAGUGCUACUUCCACUCCCGCCCCAAGAGCAGCCAGAUUGGGGCUGUGGUCAGCCACCAGAGUUCUGUGAUCCCUGAUCGGGAGUAUCUGAGAAAGAAAAAUGAGGAACUGGAACAGCUCUACGAGGAUCAAGAGGUGCCCAAGCCAAAAUCCUGGGGUGGCUAUGUCCUGUACCCUCAGGUGAUGGAGUUCUGGCAAGGUCAAACCAACCGCCUGCAUGACCGGAUAGUCUUUCGGCGGGGCCUGCCCACAGGAGAUUCCCCUUUGGGGCCCAUGACCCACCGCGGGGAGGAAGACUGGCUCUAUGAGAGACUUGCACCUUAACUCUGGGACCUGCCAGGCCAGAGUGCAGCUAGGGCUGGGUGUCAAGAGAGGGUGUGGGAUUGGGACUCAGGCCCUUCUUUGUAAGCUCAACCCAUUUCCCUCCCUACCCUUUAUAUUCAGGACUCUUCAGAGCUCAUGCUCUAAGUUCUUUGUACUCAGUUGGUUUUCAGUUAGCUGGUCAAGUGUAGUGUAAUGGUGGUGUAGAGAAUCACAAAUGGAAAAUCAUUCCAUAAUUAUUUUUUUGACCCUGCCUAUGAUUGAUUAGGAUAGCUCCCUCUAGGGGUAGCAACCGGUGUGACUCCGUUUCUGGUGACAGGGAGGGCCCCAGCAGCCCUGUCUGUUACCAUGUGAGUCAUACUGGCCAAAGCUUAGUGCCAGCGUAUUCACCUGAGCCAACGUGGCCAAUCAGAUUGUUUUGUCAGUAAUUUGAAAUUUGAACUGGAGGGAUCCAGAACCUUGGGAGUCAUUGAAGCCAAGUCAUUCAUGGCAGCCAGGAAACAACAGGAACCAACAGCCUCUGCCUGCUGCUAUUGCAACGCCCAGGAUCCCUCCCUCCCAGGUCUGGGCCGUGCAGUUCCUCCCCCUGCCUUGAAACACCCCACUAUCU
This is a messenger RNA of Mandrillus leucophaeus (drill), 1734 nucleotides long. RefSeq names its product pyridoxamine 5'-phosphate oxidase (gene PNPO). The transcript is spliced from 7 exons. Gene Ontology annotation, biological process: pyridoxine biosynthetic process; pyridoxal 5'-phosphate biosynthetic process. The record is from RefSeq and is a predicted model, not a curated record. NCBI's taxonomy places the organism in Eukaryota, Metazoa, Chordata, Mammalia, Primates, Cercopithecidae. Gene Ontology annotation, molecular function: FMN binding; pyridoxamine phosphate oxidase activity. Bases 582 to 1127 code for a protein of 181 amino acids.